Molossus molossus (Pallas's mastiff bat) is the source of this 2859-nucleotide messenger RNA. It is a transcript of the gene HCK, whose product is annotated as HCK proto-oncogene, Src family tyrosine kinase. The transcript is spliced from 13 exons. The record is from RefSeq and is a predicted model, not a curated record. Gene Ontology annotation, biological process: protein phosphorylation; innate immune response; cell differentiation. Bases 266 to 1777 code for a protein of 503 amino acids. Gene Ontology annotation, molecular function: signaling receptor binding; non-membrane spanning protein tyrosine kinase activity; ATP binding. Gene Ontology annotation, cellular component: extrinsic component of cytoplasmic side of plasma membrane. Lineage: Eukaryota; Metazoa; Chordata; Mammalia; Chiroptera; Molossidae.
CCCAGAUGGCCUGUGGGCAUCACCGUGUCCCUAGUUCUAGCCCCAGCCCCGGCGGACAGCCCAAGCCUAGAGGCUAGUGGAAGGUGGACGGUCAGCUCCAAAGGAGCUUUAAAAGCCCCUCGGAGGGCCGCACUAGCCUCUUCUUCAAAGUCAGUCCGUUUUCCUUCGGUACGGGUGCCCCGGGACCCCGGGGGCUGCUGAGCUGGGGGCACGCACUAGCUGCGAGGAUCCGGGCUGCCCGCAGGAGGAGGAGCGGGCGCCCAGGAUGGGGUGCGUGAAGUCCAAGUUCCUCCGAGACAGAGGCAAGAACUCAAAAGCUGAGCCCAAUGCCAACCCACACAGCCCCGUGUACGUGCCGGAUCCCACAUCCUCGGGCAAGCGGCGACCUGACACCAGCAAUGGCAACCCCCCAGGGUCCAUGGAGGCAGGUUCUGAGGACAUCGUGAUUGCCCUGUAUGAUUACGAGGCCAUUCACCGUGAAGACCUAAGUUUCCAGAAGGGAGACCGGAUGGUGGUCCUGGAGGAGUCUGGGGAGUGGUGGAAAGCUCGGUCCCUGGCCACUCAGAAAGAGGGCUACAUCCCAAGCAACUACGUCGCCCGCGUUGACUCUCUGGAGACAGAGGAGUGGUUCUUCAAAGGCAUCAGUCGGAAGGAUGCAGAGCGCCAACUCCUGGCCCCUGGCAACGUGUUGGGCUCCUUCAUGAUCCGGGACAGCGAGACCACCAAAGGGAGCUACUCUUUGUCUGUGCGGGACUACGACCCCCAGCACAGGGAUGCAGUGAAACAUUAUAAGAUCCGGACCCUGGACAACGGGGGCUUCUACAUCUCCCCACGAAGCACCUUCAGCACCCUGCAGGAGCUGGUGGCCCACUACAAGAAAGGGAGCGAUGGACUCUGCCAGAAGCUGACAGUGCCCUGUGUGUCCUCCAAGCCCCAGAAGCCAUGGGAGAAAGAUGCCUGGGAGAUCCCCCGGGAAUCCCUCAAGCUGGAGAAAAAGCUUGGAGCCGGGCAGUUUGGGGAAGUCUGGAUGGCCACCUACAACAAGCACACCAAGGUGGCUGUGAAGACGAUGAAGCCAGGGAGCAUGUCUGUGGAGGCCUUCCUGGCAGAGGCCAACCUGAUGAAAACUCUGCAGCAUGACAAGCUGGUGAAGCUGCAUGCAGUGGUCACAGAGGAGCCCAUCUUCAUCAUCACAGAGUUCAUGGCCAAAGGAAGCCUGCUGGACUUCCUGAAAAGUGAAGAAGGGAGCAAGCAGCCAUUGCCAAAACUCAUUGACUUCUCAGCCCAGAUUGCAGAAGGCAUGGCCUUCAUCGAGCAGAGGAACUACAUUCACCGAGACCUCCGAGCCGCCAACAUCCUGGUCUCUGCGUCCCUGGUGUGUAAGAUUGCUGACUUUGGCCUGGCGAGGAUCAUUGAGGACAACGAGUACACGGCUCGGGAAGGGGCCAAGUUCCCCAUCAAGUGGACAGCUCCUGAAGCCAUCAACUUUGGCUCCUUCACCAUCAAGUCAGAUGUCUGGUCCUUUGGUAUCCUGCUGAUGGAGAUCGUCACCUACGGCCGGAUUCCAUACCCAGGGAUGUCAAACCCUGAGGUGAUCCGGGCACUGGAGCGCGGAUACAGGAUGCCCCGGCCAGAGCACUGCCCCGAGGAGCUCUAUAACAUCAUGACUCGCUGCUGGAAGAACCGCCCUGAGGAGCGGCCCACCUUCGAAUAUAUCCAGAGUGUGCUGGAUGACUUCUAUACGGCCACCGAGAGCCAAUACCAACAGCAGCCAUGAUGGGUGGGACCAAGGCAGGGCCAGGCACUGAGACAAUGCCCGUGAGAUGUCUCCAGCACCAUCUGCCAGAUGCCCACUCACCCUUCCCACUCCCAGACACCUACCCUCGUACAGCGACAGCUCCUCAUCUGUCAAGUAGGUGGGUUGGACUGGACAAUCUCUUUUUGACUCUAGCAAACGAUAAUCUGCCAUUAUCAGGAGACCCCACAUUGAUAUUUUUAUUGCCUGGGACAUUUGGAUUCCAGCUACAGCUGUGAUUUGAAUGGGAAACUUUUUAAAAAUAAUGAAAUACAUAUUUAAAUAAAAGAUACAAAUGCUAAGGUUUUACUGACAGGUCAGCUUUUCUUCCAGUUCCUGAAUAUCUAUUUGCCUUUUUGCUGGACAAGUCAGAAAUGGGGAAGGCACCGCCCUGGGACUAGCAGGGCAAAGAGAAGUGGAGUUUGACGUUCAAACUGCCCUAAAUAGUUGCUGACUGUUAGUUUUCUGUUGCUGCUGCAACAAAUUACCACAAACUUGGUGGCUUAAAACAAUACAAAUUUAUUAUUUCACAGUUCCAAAGAUCAGGAGUCUGAAAUGGGUGGGCAGGGUUACGUGCCUUUUGCAGGCACUUGGGGAGAAUCACUUCCUUGCCUGUUCCAGCUUCCAGAGACUACCACAUGGUUCCUUUCCAUUCAUCAUUCCAAACUCUGCUUCAGUCAUCACAUCUCUGAGUCUCCCGCCUCCCUCUUUCACUUAUAAAGGGCCCCUGUAAUUACAUUGGGCCCACUUGAAUAAUCCAGACUAAUCUUCCAUUUUAAGAUCCUUAUCACAACUGUAAAGUCCCUUUUGCCAUGUAAGGUAAUAUCUCCACAAGUUCUGGGGAUUAGGAUACAGACCUUUCUUUGGUGGUGGGAAGGGGGCAUUAUGCUGCUUAUCAUGCUGGUGCUGCAGGGACUCUGGGUGGGUUUCUGUCUCCAAGGAGCUGGGUCUGCCAGGAUGACAGAAAUGACUUUUCGACUUCCGGUCAAGAUGGCAGCGUAGGUAAACGCGGUAUCGCAUCCUCCCACAACCACAUCAAAGUUACAACUAAACUAGAGAACAAC